Cyphomyrmex costatus is the source of this 839-nucleotide messenger RNA. It is a transcript of the gene amx, whose product is annotated as TM2 domain-containing protein 3 almondex. The coding region runs from base 135 to 839 and encodes 234 amino acids. The record is from RefSeq and is a predicted model, not a curated record. The transcript has 6 exons. NCBI's taxonomy places the organism in Eukaryota, Metazoa, Arthropoda, Insecta, Hymenoptera, Formicidae.
UGUGUCGAUGUGUAUAAUAUUCGACACGGGACGCUACUUUUGUUUCACGUGCCUGGAUAAAGUCGCAAUUUGAAACGUUGAAUCACUCAGCAAAUCCAGCAUCCGACGACUGGUGAGAGGAAUUCUCGCGCAGAAUGAAUGUCGUUCGGAUUAAUUCGAAGAACGUGAUAUUCCUUUUUAUGGCACUCCUGUCAACCUCCGUCCAGGAGACUCGCAUGGAUUACGGUACUGCAACCAGUUAUGCUCUGAAAGAAGCUAAUGUAAACUCAACGCCAGCCUACAAUAGCAAAAAGGAGGAAAUGGCUGGUCUGUGUCCAAGUGGGAUAUCUUGCAUAGAAUUGAGUGGAGAAUGCUUGAAGUGCAACUUAAAUUACAGCUGCAAAUAUGGAGCAAUGUAUGAAGCAAAUUGCUCCGUGAUGGAACAUGUCGAUUGUAUAGGCAAACAGACUUUUAUGAAGAAAUACAUGUGUCGUUAUUGUUAUCAAACUGAUCACUGGGAGCAUCAAUGCCAUCAAAAAAAUUCCUGUAGCUCAGUAGCGUCUCCUCAACAGUAUUAUAGAACAAAUUGUACAGUAAACAAUGACAUACUGUGUCUGGGCAGACGGAAAUUCAUGAAGAACUUGCCUUGUAACUGGACAGUUGGAUAUCGUUGGUCUACGGCUUUGAUCUUAAGCAUUACUCUUGGAGGAUUUGGUGCAGAUAGGUUUUACUUGGGACACUGGCAAGAAGGCAUUGGCAAGCUUUUUAGUUUUGGUGGAUUAGGUGUAUGGACUUUAAUCGAUGUAAUAUUAAUCUCUAUGAGAUAUUUAGGCCCCGCUGAUGGCUCUUUGUAUAUUUAG